CAAAAUGAACGGCUCGAUUAUAAUUACAGAUGAAAAGGACGGAUAGCGAUUGCGGUUAUUUUAGAGGUCUGCCAAACAUGGCAACAAACAAUUGGCCCUAACAGAACGGUUGCGCUAAAUAUUCCUCUGUUAGAAAUGUCGGGGCAGCUAAAAGAAUAAAGGUGUAGGUAGUGUACUUCAGCAAUAAUUUUGACACAGCUUUCAUUAAGCGUGCCGAUCGUUUUCUCGCAGGUUGGGAGUUCAAUUCUCAGCAAAGGAUUGUAACUCUGUUUUUUACAUUCACACAUAUUCUGUGCAGAAAACGAUCGGCAGGCUUCCUUGAUACUUUACAGGGAUCGGUUGCAUUGAGGUUUUUCAGGGGUACUGGACCUACAGGCAAUUUAAGCGGCAGAUCGUAUCAGAUGUCAAAGCAUCAGCGGCUACCGCUCGUUCCGAUAUCCUCAAAUGCUUAUCUCAGCCCUGCAUUUAACGCUUGCAUUGAGCCACUCGAUCUUCAUCUCCAGGAACUUGAUCCAGGGCUUUUGCGCUCUGCAAGAACGGGAAACGAGAAUAUUUCACCUCAUUCAAAAUAUUACAGCUCUCUGCAGAAUCAAUUGACAAAAGCAACCUCACCGCUAGCAUGCACAGCACAUAGCUCGAUGAUCGUUACCCCCUGGUCUCCUGAACCUCCAGGAGCAAGCCGAUCGAAUUUGGCAAGUCCUGAAAAUUUCGACAAAUUAUUAAGCUUAUCGCCGCCUUCGUGCUUUUCGCCUUCCCGUUAUAUCACGCCGUUGCAGAAACCAGUGCCGCGUUUCAAGCUGUCAACAUUCACCCCCGCACAACUGGAAGAAGAUGUUCUUGUAAUCGAUGGAAUUGCGAUUAACAAAUCAUCAACAAUUUUUUUCUCUACUCCUGAAUCUUGUCGGAAGCAAAAGUCUACCAGCUCCGAUUCCUUCGCUAGCGGAAGCACCAGCAGCUCCUCUGGAAAGAGCCUCUACAAGACCGAAAUUUGCCGCUCCUGGGAAGAGUACGGAACAUGUCGCUACGGCUUAAAAUGCCAGUUUGCGCACGGCAAAGACGAGCUGCGGACUGCCAUUCGCCAUCCGAAGUACAAAACCGAGAUCUGCCGAGCAUUCACGGCGACGGGGACAUGCCCGUAUGGUGCGAGGUGCCGUUUUAUUCAUCACUUCAGUCUAACGAACAAUUACGGUGAGGAUUUCAAUUUCUCGACAGAUCUAGAGGAGAUUCUCAACGCUUCGCAGGCUGAUUUCGAAGAAAUGCUGAGCGCUGUAAGCUUGAAUCCGUGCUCGACUGGGAAUCGAAUCCUGCGCAAGCGCUUGCCGAUAUUUGAAGAGAUCUGUCCGACUUCUCCCCCGCCGGCCGAUUAAUUUUCUUCUGCCUUAAAUCAUAUUAUUAAUUUUGUCCGAUUCAUGAUCGAUUCUGCUGAGGUGUACAUUUUUGGCAUAGGAAAAUGGCCUUUUCUGUUCUGUUCAGUUCAGGAUUUUUUCACCAACAUUCAAUAUGAUAUGGUGCAUGAACAGCUUCCAUUAAAAAUCAUAACCUUCAAUCAUCAAUAUUACUGAGGUUUAUGGCGAGAUCGAGCAUAACGACAGGGUUUUUGGUUACCUUGUCAUAAAAUAACACUUUUUUGGAACUCGGGCUUUUGUGCAUACCUAAAAAGUAACUUUACGUAAGGACAAUAUAAAGUGCACAACAGAACAAGGAUUUUGAAUUAAAUUCUAUUGUACAAACAAAAUAAAUUUUAAGACAAAUUUUCAAAAUUUUGAGAUUA
Molecule: messenger RNA, 1771 nt
Organism: Cryptomeria japonica (Japanese cedar)
Lineage: Eukaryota; Viridiplantae; Streptophyta; Pinopsida; Cupressales; Cupressaceae
Product: zinc finger protein zfs1
Exons: 4
Coding region: 402-1367 (321 amino acids)
Molecular function (GO): mRNA binding; metal ion binding
Source: RefSeq, a predicted model, not a curated record